Molecule: messenger RNA, 1725 nt
Organism: Arachis duranensis
Lineage: Eukaryota; Viridiplantae; Streptophyta; Magnoliopsida; Fabales; Fabaceae
Product: transcription factor TEOSINTE BRANCHED 1
Exons: 2
Coding region: 180-1619 (479 amino acids)
Biological process (GO): regulation of secondary shoot formation
Cellular component (GO): nucleus
Molecular function (GO): sequence-specific DNA binding; DNA-binding transcription factor activity
Source: RefSeq, a predicted model, not a curated record
GAGAAUGAAAAGGAUGGGAGCAUAGAGAGCAUACAUGUUCGUUCUUUGUUCAUCAAAACAAACAUGUCGUUCUCAACCACCUUUGCUACUCCCAAUCAGCUUCACCACCUCCAAAGCUAGGGUUAUUCUUUUUCUUUUCUUUCUACUUUUAAUUUUCUUGACUUCUCAUCUCAUCAGAUAUGUAUUCAUCACCAAAUAGUAGUAACACUAUUCAUCACUUCAUCAAUGGCAACGACGACCAAGUCUCCCCCUACCCUAAUAACCAACCAUUAUUAUUUCCCUCUUCUUCGUCUUCUUCUAAUGUUAGGCCUUUUUCAAUUGAAAGCAGCCCUUCUUCAAAAGAAGAACAAGCCAAUAAUAAUAAUAAUUGUGCUUCUACUCUUCCUCCUUCUCUUCCUCUUUCUCCUCCUCCCACUCCUUCUUUUUCUUUCUUUCAGUUCCCUUACUCUCCAUUAUUUGAAGACAAUGAGAUUUUCCUUAACGGAGAAUUUCACUUUCUUCAUCACCAGUCUCUGGCACAGUCUGAUCACAACGAUCAGGCAGGAGUAGUAAACAUGGAGGUUUCAAUCACCAACACUAACAAGAACUCAUCAGGGCAAGGCAUGACCAUCACCACCGCUGCCGCCACCACCACCACCGCUCCUGUGGCUACAACCACCACCACAAGAAGAAGAUCAAGCAAGAGGGACCGGCACAGCAAGAUCAACACUGCUAGGGGACUAAGGGACAGAAGAAUGAGAUUGUCCCUUGAAGUUGCUAGAAGAUUCUUCGGUCUUCAAGAUAUGCUUGGAUUCGACAAAGCAAGCAAGACCGUUGAGUGGCUGCUCAACCAAGCGAAAGUGGAGAUCAAACAACUCGCAAGGGAGAAGAAGAAGAAUCACCAAAGCUGUAGCAGCUUCAAUGGCAAAAGCGCCUCUUCAACUUCUGAGUGCGAAGGGGUUUCGAGCUUGGACGAAGUGGCCAUAAGCGAAAAUCAAGGACAUAAUGGAAAACUAUUACCCACACCAACAACUACCACGAAGACGAAGAAGCGAAGGGGUAGUAACAAAGUUUCAAGGAAAAGCUCUUUCAAUCCAAUUGGUAAAGAAUCGAGGGAAAAGGCAAGGGAAAGGGCCCGGGAAAGAACAAGAGAGAAGACCAGGUUGAAGAAGCUUGCUCAUCAAGAAUCAACGGCAAAUAAUAAUGAUCAAAAUAACAAUAAUAAUGAUAAUGAUAAUAAUAAGCAAUGCAACAACAACAAUGAUGAUGUGGCAACAAGUGUUAUUGGAUUGAAUCGAUUGAGUACAUGGAACCCCUUUGAGAAUGUUGAAGAAUCUGCAGGUACUAAUAAUAACGAUAGUAAUCACCAUAGUCAAGGCUUGAAUCCUCCUUCUUCCCUUACUCAAGCAGAAGCAGAAGAACCAAGUUCUUCGGCGAAGGAUCACCACCGGCCUUUGGAAGCUGCUGCGGAGGACAUGGUGCAUCAUGAAGAAGAAUCUCUUGUGAUUAUGAGCAAAUGGAGUCCAACAAUGAUCUUCAAUUCUCUCGUCAAUAACUCCUCAAUCUUUCAAGAACAUCAUCAAUUUGCAGAAUUUCAGUCCAUGGGAAAAUCCUGGGAGACCUACAACAAUUACGCGUAAUAAUCUUUUUAUGAUCUAUGUUGCUGCAAAAUUAUGAACUGUGCACUACCCAUCAAAGUUUUUUGUGUGUCAGCGGAAUAAUAAAAUCAACACAAGCAAGUAUGUA